Molecule: messenger RNA, 2927 nt
Organism: Apis laboriosa (Himalayan honeybee)
Lineage: Eukaryota; Metazoa; Arthropoda; Insecta; Hymenoptera; Apidae
Gene: tup
Product: insulin gene enhancer protein ISL-1
Exons: 6
Coding region: 1402-2775 (457 amino acids)
Biological process (GO): axonogenesis; positive regulation of transcription by RNA polymerase II; neuron fate specification
Cellular component (GO): nucleus
Molecular function (GO): DNA-binding transcription factor activity, RNA polymerase II-specific; cis-regulatory region sequence-specific DNA binding
Source: RefSeq, a predicted model, not a curated record
UUUUCUUCCCUUUCUUUCUUGGGCCCUCUCCCUCUCCCCUUUCUAUCCCCUUUUCCGCGUACAAUUUUUUUUUUGACUUGUUGUCACAAUCGAUACCAUCACAAUCGACACUGUCACGAGUGAUAAGGAAAUAAUCGCGCACACGUGCCACUUUCGAUGAUAUUUACUGUUGAUGGAUGCUACGCGUCCACAAAUCUGGGGACCCGAGUCAUGAUUCUUGUUGAUCGGAUACCCUGUCCAUUGGUUUCAUUUCUCUGAAAGAAAAAAUUGGAAAAAUAAAUUCACGAGGAACGUUUCUUACACCCUUGGGAUGAGUUUAACGAAAUAAAAAAUUUUCAAUUGUCUCAGAUUUGAGAUGAAUAUGAUGUACUGGAAGAAUGCGAUAGAAAGUUCACUGAAAUUCUUUUGAAUCGAAAUUACAUGUUGAAUAUUAUAUCGUGAAGAUAUUUGCAUAAAUGAUCCAAAGGAAUUCAAUUAACUAGAUUGACGAAAUAAAAAGUUGAGCAUCGAGAUUGUCGUUAAAUUAAUUUAACAAAUGUUUGGAGAAAUUGUGGAAGAAAUAAUUUGUGCCAAUAAUAAUAAUAGUGAUUUUCGAUUAUUUUUGAGAGAACCGUGCGCAAAAAUCAACGAAUCGCUGGUUCGAAAAACCGCAAAAUGGCGUAAAACUAUCGUUGAAAAUAUAUAACUUUUUCAAAUCGUGCAAAUUUCUCGAUUCGAGUGUGAACGAAUAAUGUGAAAAAUUAAAAUUUCGUGAUGAGCUGAAAUGGAAUUCAUGCAACGAACAAUACAUUAGCAAAUAAUGCAAAUUAUUUUAUUGAUUGAAUUGAAUUUACAAAUAGUGGUUUUCAAUAAUAGCCAAUAGAUGAGUGCAAGUUGUAGAAUAUGAAAUUGCGAAUAUUUAUUAAGGAAGAUAUGUGCAAUUAUGAACUAACGCUUGAUCGGUGAAAAGGGACCAAAAGUGUAUAUUCUUUCAAUGUAACAAUAAUUUGAUAUAAAAAGUAACGAAAAAAAUUUAACAAAAUUAUUCGGAAAUAAAAUUAAUCUAUUGGGUUAAUUCAAUAUUUAUAAUAAUUGAAAUCAAUCAAUUCAAUCGGUCCAAAAAAUAAUAUAUAUAUAUACAUAUGUAUAGUUUUUCGUAAAUUGCAUAUUAUUCAACAGGCAAAUCCAUCAUCUUAAAACUGUAAACAGUGAUUUUUAUUUUAUUUUGUGACUCGAGUGACUUCUUUAAAAAAAGAAAAGAAACCAAAAAAAACCGUCGAAGUGUUGGUUCAAGCGUCGAGAUCUCGAGUCUUUAGUGAAAUUCUGUAUAAAAAAGUAAGUACGGCCGACGGUCGUACUUGGCAGUAAGGCUUCAAGAUUGCUCGAAAAUCGUCGAGAGAGGUGCGCAGGGCAGGAAGAGCGAUGGAAAUCGGGGGUGCAGCGAUGCAAAGGAUGGCCGCUACCGGAGGGCCCGGGCCUCUCAGCCUUCAGGGUCCUCCAAGGUCAGUGAAAAUCUCACCCGUUAAUAUACAAGAUGAACCCGGUGACCUUACUUCUCAAAAAAGCACAAGUUCGCAUUGCGUAGGAUGUGGUGGUCGAAUUCAUGAUCAAUGGAUUUUGCGAGUGGCACCGAAUCUGGAAUGGCACGCUGCUUGUUUGAAAUGUGCGGAAUGUCAGCAAUUUUUGGACGAGCACUGUACCUGCUUCGUACGAGAUGGAAAAACUUAUUGCAAGCGAGAUUAUGUCAGAUUGUUCGGGACAAAAUGCGACAAGUGCAGUGAGUGCUUUAGCAAGGAUGACUACGUAAUGAGGGCAAGGAGCAAGAUUUAUCACAUAAAGUGCUUCCGAUGUUCAGCCUGCAUGAGACAGUUAGUGCCUGGCGAUGAAUUUGCCUUGAGACAGGAUGGCCUGUUCUGCAGACAUGACCACGACGUUCUCGAAGGCGGAAAGCUCUGCUCUGGACCUGGAGGUGUUCCUGGAAGUGAAAACAACAACAAUGCAUCCCUUAUGAAUAAUAAUCAUCAUCUGCAUCCCAACGAUGGUUCAAUAUCAGACUCCGGAUCUGAGAGUGGAUCUCACAAAGCUGGUAUGGGUAGUACUCGAGGAUCGGGCAGCCAUAAAAGCGGCGGCGGUUCUGACGGAAAACCAACCAGAGUUCGCACCGUUCUAAAUGAGAAACAACUUCAUACUUUGAGGACUUGCUAUGCCGCGAAUCCGCGACCGGAUGCGUUGAUGAAAGAACAAUUAGUCGAGAUGACAGGUUUAAGUCCACGAGUAAUCAGAGUAUGGUUCCAGAACAAACGGUGCAAAGAUAAAAAGAAAACGAUUGCCAUGAAACAACAAAUGCAAGAAAAGGAUGGCCGUAAAUUAGGCUUUGGUGGAAUGCAUGGCAUUCCUAUGGUGGCCAGUAGUCCUGUAAGACACGAGAGUUCUAUAGGAAUGACGCCAUUGGAAGUGCAAGCUUAUCAACCACCAUGGAAAGCUCUUUCAGAUUUCGCUCUGCACACUGAUUUAGACAGGCUAGAUCCUAACACUCCUUCUUUCCAUCAUCUGGUAUCGCAGAUGCAUGGUUAUGAUCUUCACAGCGGACCACCACAAUUACCUCCACCGGGAAUGCUCGGUGGACCAAUGAAUGAUGGUGGAGGUGGUGGAGGUGGAUCUCUACCACCCCCUGGUCCACAUCAUCCCAGUGGUGGUGGUCCAGACAUGAGUCAACAUCCCGACAGCACAGAUAGCUAUGUAACUUAUCUCGAAAGUGACAGUGACUCUCUUCAUCAUGAUACAGGAAGUCCAUAGUGUUGUGCAGUGUGGCCAGAACGAAAGUGUCCGCUUUCUUCGUGGUCCAUUUUCAAUAAGUGCUUAAAGAGAAUUGUAGUCUGUGAGAACAAAUAGAGUGAUUGUAAAUGGCUGGAAACGAAACAUAAAAUUUGGUUGAAAAAUUAUUUUUG